AUGUCGAGCAUCGUACCCACCGUCGGCAGGCAGGCCCUCCGCAUCGCCUCUCGACGCUAUCCAUCCUCUGCAUCUGCACGCUUCGCCCGUGUUGCUGCUAGCCAGAGGCACUAUGUGUCAUCCUCCUCCCCCGCUGGAGCUUCUGUGAACAUUGACACGGCAAGCCAAUUGGACACCAAGUCAUACCGAAAGCAGACGGGUGAGCGUGCAGAGGAUGCGACCAUGCCGGCAACUGGCAUGAGCGGGGAUGUCAUGAUGUCUCCCACUGCAGGCAUUCUCAAGCAAGCCACGGUGAUGGAUCAGGGCUCACGGCCCAUCUAUCUGGACAUGCAGGCCACGACGCCCAUGGACCCACGUGUAGUAGAUGCCAUGCUGCCCUAUAUGACGGGCAUGUAUGGCAACCCUCAUUCGCGAACCCACGCCUACGGCUGGGAAACAGACAAGGCAGUCGAAGAUGCACGUAAGAACAUCGCCGACCUCAUCGGCGCAGACCCAAAAGAGAUCAUCUUCACAAGUGGCGCCACCGAGAGCAACAACAUGAGCAUCAAAGGCGUCAUGCGCUUUCUCGGUCGCGCUGGCAAGAAGAAGCACAUCAUCACAGCCCAGACGGAGCACAAGUGUGUGCUUGACAGCUGUAGACAUCUUCAAGAGGAAGGCUUCUCCGUGACUUACCUGCCAGUACAGAAUAAUGGCCUUAUCGACAUGGCUCAACUCGAAGCUGCAAUGCGCCCCGACACAGCCAUGGUCAGCAUCAUGACCGUCAACAACGAAAUCGGCGUCGUCCAGCCUGUAGACGAGAUUGGCAGGCUUUGCCGUUCCAAGAAGAUAUUUUUCCACACCGAUGCGGCACAGGCAGUGGGCAAGAUACCUAUUGAUGUCAACAAGAUGAAUGUCGACCUGAUGUCCAUAUCUGGCCACAAGAUCUACGGCCCUAAGGGUAUUGGCGCGUGCUACGUACGACGAAGGCCUAGGGUGAGACUCGAUCCCAUCAUCAGCGGUGGCGGUCAGGAGCGAGGACUGCGCAGUGGAACCCUGGCGCCUCCACUGGCCAUUGGUAUGGGUGAAGCAGCGCGGAUCUGCAACGAGGAGAUGGCAGUAGGUACACCCAGUUACGAUAGCAAGCGUAUCACGUCGCUGUCGAAUCGCCUUCUCGAGGGCUUACUCUCGCUUGAGCACACGACACUCAACGGUGACCGCGAACGACACUACCCUGGUUGCGUCAAUGUCUCAUUCGCAUACGUAGAGGGCGAGUCCCUACUCAUGGCACUGAAGGACAUCGCCCUGUCAUCUGGGAGUGCGUGCACUUCAGCAUCGUUAGAACCCAGCUAUGUUCUCCGAGCGCUUGGUAGCAGUGAUGAGAGCGCACACAGCAGUAUCCGCUUCGGUAUCGGGCGAUUCACCACAGAUUCGGAGAUCGACUAUGUGCUCAAGGCAGUGCAGGAGCGAGUGACGUUCCUGCGAGAACUGAGUCCGUUGUGGGAGCUUGUGCAAGAAGGUGUCGAUCUGAACACGAUUGAGUGGAGCCAGCACUGA
Plenodomus lingam JN3 is the source of this 1533-nucleotide messenger RNA. The record is from RefSeq and is a predicted model, not a curated record. Lineage: Eukaryota; Fungi; Ascomycota; Dothideomycetes; Pleosporales; Leptosphaeriaceae.